Messenger RNA from Colletotrichum aenigma, 1299 nucleotides. Its product is annotated as DnaJ protein-like protein xdj1. The record is from RefSeq and is a predicted model, not a curated record. Gene Ontology annotation, molecular function: ATP binding; Hsp70 protein binding. The transcript is spliced from 4 exons. Lineage: Eukaryota; Fungi; Ascomycota; Sordariomycetes; Glomerellales; Glomerellaceae. Gene Ontology annotation, biological process: protein refolding; response to heat. The coding region runs from base 1 to 1299 and encodes 432 amino acids. Gene Ontology annotation, cellular component: cytoplasm.
AUGGACAGUGGUGGACCAAGUGCCGGUGCUGACGCCGGGGCGGAGGAGAUCGAUCUCUACGAGCUGCUCGAAAUCGAUAAGGAUGCGUCCCAGGACCAGAUCAAGAAGGCAUACCGAAAGGCUGCCCUGCAACAUCACCCCGACAAGGUCCCUGAGGAUCGCAGAGAAGAGUCCGAAGCCAAGUUCAAGGCCGUCAGCCAGGCCUACGAGAUCUUGAAGGAUGAGGAGAAGCGCCAUCUCUACGAUACCCACGGCAUGGCCGCCUUCGACCCCUCCCGCGGCGGCGGCGGUCCCGGCGGCGUCGAGGUCGACCUGAACGAUAUCCUGUCACAAAUGUUCGGCUUCGGUAUGGGCGGUCCUGGCGGUCCCGGCGGCGCUGGCCCCAGGCGGCCUCGUCGCGGUCCCGAUGAGGACCAGCCGUACAAGGUCACGCUCGAGGAGCUCUACAAGGGCAAGACGGUCAAGUUCUCUGCCAACAAGCAGGUCGUCUGCGGCACCUGCAAAGGAUCCGGCGCCAAGGCGAACGUUAAGCCCCAACAGUGCGACAAGUGCAGAGGCGCCGGUAUGGCCGAGGCCUUCCGUCAGAUCGGACCCGGCCUGGUGCGCAAGGAGACGGUUAUCUGCGACCGCUGCGAGGGCUCUGGCAACUUCUGCAAGGAGAAGGAUCGUUGCAAGAAGUGCAAGGGCAAGCGGACGACAUCUGAGACCAAGGUGCUCGAGAUCUACAUUCCCAGAGGUUCCCAGAACGGCGAGAGGAUCGUGCUAGAGGGAGAGGCCGACCAGCACCCCGACCAGACUCCUGGAGACAUUGUGUUCCACCUGCAGGAGGAGCCCCACGACGACUUCACUCGUAUCGGCAACGACUUGUCUACUGAGCUGACCGUCACCCUGGCCGAGGCCCUCGGCGGCUUCUCCAGGACUGUGCUGACGCACUUGGAUGGCCGUGGCAUCCACCUCGAGCGGGAGCGCGGUAACAUCCUUCGCCCUGGCGACAUUCUGAAGGUGCCCGGAGAGGGUAUGCCGCACAAGAGAGGUGACGCCAGGGGCGACCUGUACCUGAUUGUCAAUGUCGAGUUCCCCGAGGACGGCUGGUUGAAGGAGGACAAGGAGUACGAUGCUCUGAACAAGCUUCUCCCGCCCCCUCCUCCCGAGAUCAAGGCGGAUGAAGUUGACGAGGUCGAAUACGAGGAGGUCGACAGCCUGGACCAAAUGGGCGGAAACGCCGGCGGACCAGGAUUCGGAGGCGAGUGGGAGGACGAGGACGAGGAGGAUGGCCAGCCCCAAUGCCAGCCGCAGUAA